GAGUGUACCGAAUGCUUACAAAUCAAUUCGCCAUGUCAGCAAAGCCGAUUUUAUAUUCAUACUUCAGAAGUUCCUGUUCAUGGAGAGUUAGAAUUGCAUUAGCAAUAAAAGGUGUAGAAUAUGAAUAUAAAGCUGUACAUUUGAUGAAAGAUGGCGGCGAACAGCAUACUGAAGAUUUUAAAAGUAAAAACCCAAUGCAACAAGUUCCUGCAUUUGUGGUUGACAACCAAACUCUUGUACAGUCUCUACCAAUAAUAGAGUAUAUAGAAGAAGUUUAUCCUGGACCAUCUUUAUUACCAAAAGACCCAAUACAAAGAGCAAAGGUAAGGGGUUUGGCAGAAGUGAUAAAUUCAGGAAUUCAGCCAUUGCAAAAUCUAACCGUUCUUCAGUAUCUUAAUGAAGACACUAAAAAAGACUGGGCCAAGCACUGGAUUCAUUCUGGAUUUGUUAACCUAGAAAAGAUGUUAAAAGAGACAAGUGGUAAAUAUUGUUUUGGAGAUGAGAUUUCUAUGGCUGAUUGUUGUCUACCACCUCAAAUUUUUAAUGCCAACAGAUUUCAAGUUGAUAUGAAUGAGUUUCCAAUAAUUUCAAGAAUCAAUGAAGAGUUAUCUAAAAUUGAAGCCUUCAGAGUUGCUGAGCCUAAACGGCAGCCCGACUGUCCUGAUGAUCUGAAAUAAUUUGUGGCUAUAAUAUAAAAUCUGUCGGGGUCUUCUUUUUUUGAAAAUACUCGAAAUAUUGCUGCAAAUAUAUACACAUGGAAAAAUACAAAAUAUUACAUUUGUAUUAUAAAAUAUUCGUAUAUGACAUAAGCCACAUUCACAUUAAGAAUUGGUAGGCACUAAUGUAUGACGGGGGAUUUGAGUCAAAAGUCAGUGCUAUGUUGUUAGUGCUUUUACAUCUACAAUGUUGCAAAUGUUGAAUGUAAUGUGUAAAUUGGAGGACGUCAAAUGUAAAAAAAUGAUAUGUAAUACUGACAAAUACAUCAUGUAAAUUAACAUCUACUUUUUGUCAUCAAACAUUUCACAUUAGACAUUUCCAAAUUUCCACGCCUAACUCCAUCUACCCAGAUCUUUAAACACUGAACUCUCACAUCUUCUCAUAUGACACGCGCACUAUGUAUUGUACCGUUCAACAUUUCACUUUUACAUCGUAACACAGAACUUACGACAUGAAAUUAGCCAGUUCACACGUGACAUCUCGCGUGAAGAAAACAUAAUUUUCAAGCAGGGAAUUCCCCCCGGUAUGAGACCUGCAACCGGAUGUUGAUUUCAUGAUUUUUAUACGCCCACAUUGAAAUGUGGUCGUAUAUUGUCGUCGCCCGUCCGUCCGUCGGUCCGGCGUCCACAAUUGCAUGCGGACGCUCUAGAGACUAAAGUUAAUAUCCGAUUGACUUUAAAUUUAAGGUCAUGAGACGAAGAAGCCUAUUAAUUUUCAGCCAUUUCCGAUAAUUACUGCCAGAGUGAUGGCGACAUGAUCACUUCAAAAAAUCUUGUGGACGCUCUAGAGGUCAAAGUUAAUAUCCAAUGGACUUUAUUUUGAUACACAGUGUUUAAGGUCACGCGACAAAGACGCCUAUUGAUUUUCAGCGAUUUCUGAUAAUUACUGCCAGAGUUAUGGCCCUUGAUCUCUUCAAAACAUCUUGUGGACGCUCUAGAGGUCUAAGUUAAUAUCCGAUUGACUUUAAAUUUAUACAUAGUGUGUAAGGUCUUGAGACGAACCUGUACAUGUAUAUUGAUUUUCAAUGAAUUUUUAUGACUUGAACAGCUAAACCCAUGAUGUUAAAAGUUUUGUAUACUAAACGUUAGCAUUGGGCAGAACUUUAUCAAAACCAAACAAAUUCUAAUGGUUUUCUGAUAAUUACUUAAUGAGUUGUUACUUUUAAUCUGAUUUUAAUAUAUUAUAAAUGUUUCAUUACCGAAAAAAGUAAAAAUAUGCGACAACUCUUGUUGACUGCCGGACGAUUUAACUGCUGUGGGCGUAUGUUUCGUUGCCUGGCAACCUAUCUUUUUUCUACAUAAAGAAAGAAAAGUAAAAUAUCUCGGCUUCCACAUAUAACACAAGAGAUUGUUCGUAGAAUUCAUAGACUUUAUCGCCUGUCCAACCUCGAAGGUUUUCUCCGGGUCCUCCGGUUUCCUCCCACUGCUAAAUACCCUACGUGCAUGCGAAUUAUUGAAAUAAAAUUAAACCAUAUGUUAGUCCCAAAAUGACCUAGUUUGUGUCGAGUGGACGUUAAACCCCAUCUCUCUCUCUCGCUCUCUCUCUCUCUCUCUCUCUCAUAGACUUUACUACUGAAUAAUUUUACUCUGAAGUCACGGGGUUUUGUGUGAACGUGUGUGACAGUCUAUGAGCAAUGUGGACAUAGAAAGUUGCCAUAACAACCAUCCUGCCCUUCAUGAGAAGUAUACAUAAUACAAAAUAUAAUAGCUCAACAAAUAAAAGGAGAAGAAUUACAAUGGCCCAUGGAUGGGUAUUAUAUAAUUUAUAAACAGGAUAGCAUUAUAAUGCAAAAGAUGACAGCACCAAAAAGAGACAGUCAUACAGCUUAGAUCUCGCGUGAUUAAAAAUAGGUACCGUAUGAACUAAUUUGCAUACUGGCCAAUUUCAUUACUUGUUCUGUGUUACGAUACACAAGACAUAUGUCGAAGGGUACAAUACAUAGGGCGAGUGUCAAAUGAGAAGAUGUCAGUCAGAGUUCAGUGAUUUAAGUUCUGGGUAGAUGGACUUCGGCUUGUUGUGAAAAGUCUAAUGUGAAAUGUUUAAUGACAAAAAUUUACACGAUGUAUUUGUCAGUAUUACUGGAUUUUUUACUUUUGACUUAGUCCAAUUUACACAUUACAUUCAACAUUUGCAACAUUGGACAUGUAAUAGCACUAACAUACAACUGACUUUUGACUCAAAUCCCCCGUCAUACUAAUGCCAGAAGAAAUUUAUUUUUAAUUAUCCAGGCUCUUGAUAAUAAAUUUUCACUGAGUUCAUUCUACUCUUAUUUGACUAUUUCCGGAAAAUAGACAAGUAGGCUAUCAGCCGAUGUAUGAGAUUUUAUAACGUCGAUUGUCGGGGUGAUGUCGAUUGUAUGGACGAUGAUGUCGAUUGGAUGUCGAUUGUAUGGACGAUGAUGUCGAUUGUAUGGAUGUCUUUGUGCUAAAGUAAACUGGGCAUGUACAUUUUAACUGCGAUUACUUAUAUAUUGAUGCAGUAUAAGCCGGCAAUACAUUUAUUGGAUGAUGCAUUUAAUUUGUUUUGAUGGAUGUGGUUCAAAUAUUGAGUAGAGUUAUAAUACAUGUAUGUCUCUUUCAGUUAUAUAUUUAUAAAUAUAUUGUUAAUUAUCUUUACUGUACUGAAUUAUGGAUUUUUGGCCUGGGACUAGAUCUUACAUGGAUCUUCAAUCAGAUCUUAGCCUUAGGAAAGUUGCAGACUAAUUUCCGUUAUAUAUAUUAUGGGGACAUAUGGUGCUUACUGAUAUGGCAGCUUAUAUAAUUUGAAAUAGUAUUAAUAAAAUAUACAUAUGAUUUA
Messenger RNA from Patella vulgata (common limpet), 3513 nucleotides. Its product is annotated as maleylacetoacetate isomerase. Gene Ontology annotation, cellular component: cytoplasm; mitochondrion. The record is from RefSeq and is a predicted model, not a curated record. The transcript has 8 exons. Gene Ontology annotation, molecular function: maleylacetoacetate isomerase activity; glutathione transferase activity. The coding region runs from base 12 to 677 and encodes 221 amino acids. NCBI's taxonomy places the organism in Eukaryota, Metazoa, Mollusca, Gastropoda, Patellidae. Gene Ontology annotation, biological process: L-phenylalanine catabolic process; glutathione metabolic process.